Messenger RNA from Lachancea meyersii CBS 8951, 1341 nucleotides. The record is from the annotation of a GenBank genome assembly. Lineage: Eukaryota; Fungi; Ascomycota; Saccharomycetes; Saccharomycetales; Saccharomycetaceae.
AUGCUAAGAACCGCUUCCAGAUCUGCGUUCAAAAGAACUUUGGCGUCCCACGCCAAACCCCAGCUAACAGAGCUCUCCAACGGACUCAAAGUCGCUACCAACACCAACGACCAAGCCGGUUCUGCUUGUGUUGGUGUCGUGUUCGGCUCCGGUUCCACUGCGGAAAACCCAUACAACAACGGUGUCUCCAGCGUCUUGGCCAACUUUUUCAAGGCCGAGGGUGCCCAGCCAGCGGCCAAGGCCGGUGUGCAGCUCUCCACCAACGUUUCCAGAGACUCCCAGUCGUUUUUGGCCUCUUACGCCGGCGCUGCCGGCUUGAACAAGACCUUGGACCUCUUGCAAUCGCAGAUCGCCGGUGCCUUGGGCUCCGCUUCUGACAGUGCCUUCACCGGUGCCCUACAAAAGAGCAUCAAACAGGCUGAGCAAUUCGAGCUCAACAACCACGCCGGUCGCGCCCUAGAGCAUUUGCACUCCACUGCAUUCCAAAACACCCCAUUGGCUUUGCCAGUGAGAGGUACCGUUGAAGCUCUUCAAGAGUUGGAAAAGGUCGACAUUCAAUCCUUCGCUCAAAGCCACUUCCGUAAUUCCAACGCCGCCAUCGUCGGCUCUGGUAACGUUUCGCACGAGGAACUAGUCAAGGCCGUCGAAUCGCAGUUGUCCUUGCAAUCCGGUGAAAAGCCAGAGCUAAAGAAGAAGUCCUCCUUUUUGGGUUCUGAAGUCAGAUUGAGAGACGACACCCUACCAAAGGCCUGGAUCUGUAUUGCCGCCGAAGGUGAAUCCGUCACCUCUCCUAACUACUACGUCGCACAGGUCGCCGCUGAAGUGUUUGGUUCUUUCAACGCCAGUGAGCCUGCUUCUCAAAUACAAGGUGUCAAGUUGCUAGACGAAAUCCAGGACUACCAUUUGUGUGACUCUUACGACCAUUUCUCUCUAUCUUACAAGGACUCUGGUCUGUGGGGUUUCGCUGCUGAAAUCUCCAACACCCACCAAAUCGAUGAUCUAACUCAUUUCACUUUGAAGCAGUGGAACAGAUUGAGCAUUUCCGUCACCGAACAAGAAGUUGCCCGUGCCAAAUCUCUAUUGAAAUUGAAGCUCGGCAGCAGCGCCGUUGACAACGUCUCCAUUGCCAACAGUCUAGGUACCAAGACCUUGGCUCUAGGCUCUUCUCCAGAUUUGACCGAGGUGUUCGGAAAAAUCGAUGCCAUCAGCGUCAAAGACGUUAGAUCCUGGGCCUCCAGCAGAUUGUGGGACCAGGACAUUGCUAUCUCUGGUACCGGUCAAAUCGAAUCUUUGCUAGACUACAUGAGACUCAGAAACGACAUGAGCAUGAUGAGAUGGUAA